AUGGCCCUACUCCUCCCUCCUGGCCUCACCCCGGCCGAAGUGGGCUUUCUCUGCGAAAUGGAACUCGUCACGGUAAUCCCACGCCAAAGACUGGACGAAUUACAACUUCUGGGAGGCCCAACACAACCAUUGAAUCCUCCAUUUCCAACUCCGCUUCCCCUCUGGCUUGCCCUGCUCCUUAAGCGGCAGAAACGAGCCAAUAUCUCUCCACCUCCCUGGCUCAGCGUAGAAUGUCUAACCAGCAUCCUCGACUUCGAAACCGACGUUCGCACAGCAGAAGUCUUAUCACCUCCGCCCAAACUUCCACGACCCACUGGCGUGGCCUUAGAAGACGAGCCCUAUCUGUCCCACGAAUCUUCAGAACUCUCUCCUCCUUUUCUCCCAGAAUCCUCGACCAGCCAAGCGCAAAGCGAUGCUCUGCCAUACCACUGGCUGGAACUGGGCCAUCUCCUCCUCACCCACGCGGCCGAUGACUUUGACGAUGCGAAUGCCAUUCGCAGGCUGCUGAGGGAUCUCCAGGAAGUGCGGAUGAGUAAGUUGCGCAAAGGCUUUCGAGUCCUCGGCCCUGGUGCUGGGGUCAAGAUGAAUGGGGUUGGCGGCAUGGAAGUUGCAGAGAUUCGAGGGUUUUUGCUAUCUGGAAUGUCGGCAGGAACUAAUAUGAUGUGCAGGAGGAUCAACCGCCCCAACGAAGAAAACCAGAAGGAGCGCGAAGCUAAUGAAAGAGAGAAUGGCUUUGGCGGCGACGACUACCAAGAUGACGAAGAUGACAUGCAGUUAUGA
This is a messenger RNA of Neohortaea acidophila, 780 nucleotides long. RefSeq lists its product as uncharacterized. NCBI's taxonomy places the organism in Eukaryota, Fungi, Ascomycota, Dothideomycetes, Mycosphaerellales, Teratosphaeriaceae. The transcript has 3 exons. The record is from RefSeq and is a predicted model, not a curated record. Gene Ontology annotation, cellular component: nucleus; GINS complex. Gene Ontology annotation, biological process: double-strand break repair via break-induced replication; DNA replication. Bases 1 to 780 code for a protein of 259 amino acids.